Messenger RNA from Xiphophorus hellerii (green swordtail), 3933 nucleotides. RefSeq names its product sorting nexin 1a (gene snx1a). Gene Ontology annotation, cellular component: endosome; endosome membrane. Bases 31 to 2259 code for a protein of 742 amino acids. Gene Ontology annotation, biological process: early endosome to Golgi transport; intracellular protein transport. Gene Ontology annotation, molecular function: phosphatidylinositol binding. Lineage: Eukaryota; Metazoa; Chordata; Actinopteri; Cyprinodontiformes; Poeciliidae. The record is from RefSeq and is a predicted model, not a curated record. The transcript has 15 exons.
AAGAGAGAGAGAGAGAGACAGCGAGCGAAGAUGGCGACCAGCUCAGAGCGCAGUCCUCCUCCGUUCCCGGAUUCCGAGGACCAAGAUGCUCUGGACUCCGAGGAAGUCAGAGGCCGAGACAGCGACGAGGACGACGGGGACGAGCUUUUCUUGAGCGCGGCCAAUACGCCCAUGGCCAAAAAGGAGAGCCCAUCAGCACCUGCCGGUCAGCUCGUUGACCUCCUGAGUGACCCUUUGAUUGAGCCCCUCAGCAGCACGACAAACGAACCCUCCUCUGAGCUUUUUGAGGACCUGACAAACGACACAGCCGUCACAGCGGGUAAGGCGUCGGACGUGGCCUCGGAUGAGUUUGUUGACAUUCUGGGAAGUGAAGCUGCAGCACAAAGAGAGGAAGUGGAUGUUACGGUGGAAGCAGCAGCGGCGGCGGAUAAGGGUGAAACGAGCCGUGGCGCAACAGAGUUACUCGCCGAUGGAGAAACGAGAAGUGCCACUGAACAGAAAGCGACUUCUGCCGCUCCAGUCAUGGACCUCGGCAGCUCGCAGCAGCCACCUGCCAGUGCAAAGGUCACCGACCCACUGGAGGACCUCCUGAGCGAUCUGCCGGCCACCGCCACGUCCAACACUCACCAACCCGGCGGCGCGGUGGUCGACCUCUUCGACGACGAGGGAAGCGACAUUUUCACCGGAGCCCCGUCUAGCAAACCCGCCAAGCAGCCUCAGAAGAGCCUCUUCGGCGAAGCGGACGAGGACCUGUUCGGCGAGCCGCUGGGCGCCGUCUCGAAGAAAGCCGCCGGUAAGGAGCAGAAGGAGAAAUCCGUCCCGGCUUCAGCUGGAGAACCUGCACACAUCUUCACCAAGGAGGCGGUCGGCACGGUGCCAAACGCCAGAGCGGUCGACUCCAAAACCAACGGAAUCCCUCCCGAAGAGGACUCUGAUAUAUUUUCAGAAGCCACAGUGGAGCUUUCCCUGGACAGUCCGAGGAGCGAGAGAAGGAAAGAGGCGACGACCAAACCGCCUGUUUCCGCCUCCACCUCCGUCUCAACCAGCCUCGCCAAGCCACAGUCGGUCGCCGUGGAAGAGCUGGAAGAAGAGGAGGAAGAGGAACUUGAAGAUAAGUUUGACAUCCAUGUCUCUGUUAAAGACCCUGAGAAAAUAGGGGACGGCAUGAACGCCUACAUGGCUUAUAAAGUAUCAACACAGACCUCUCUGCCGAUGUUCCGCAACAAAACGUUUACGGUGAGGCGACGCUUCAGCGACUUCCUGGGCCUCUAUGAGAAGCUUUCAGAAAAACACGGACCGAACGGAUUGAUCGUUCCUCCGCCGCCAGAAAAAAACCUCCUAGGAAUGACAAAAAUGAAGGUGGGAAAGGAAGAUUCGUCAUCGGCAGACUUUCUGGAGAGGAGAAGAGGAGCUUUGGAAAGGUAUCUCCAGAGAGUAGUGACUCACCCAAUGCUCCUGCAGGAUCCUGAUGUCAGAGAAUUUCUGGAGAAAGAGGAACUGCCCAGAGCCGUCAGCACCCAGGCGCUGAGCGGGGCCGGCUUCCUUAAGAUGCUCAACAAGGCAACGGACGCCGUCAGUAAAAUGACCAUCAAGAUGAACGAGUCGGAUGUGUGGUUUGAGGAGAAGCUGCAGGAGGUUGAGUCUGCAGAUCAGCAGUUCAGGAAGCUCCACGCUCUGGUUGAGUCGCUCGUCGUUCACAGAAAAGAGCUGUCCCUGAACACGGCGAGCUUCGCCAAGAGCGCGGCCAUGCUGGGUAGCGCCGAGGACAACACGGCGCUGUCCCGCGCCCUGUCGCAGCUGGCCGAGGUGGAGGACAAGAUGGAGCAGCUCCACCAGGACCAGGCCGCCAAUGACACCUUCAGCUUCGCCGAGAUGAUCGCAGACUUCAUCCGCCUGCUGGGAGCGGUCAGGGGCACGUUCGACCAGCGGAUGAAGGCGUGGCAGCGCUGGCAGGACGCGCAGGCCAUGCUGCAGAAGAAGAGGGAGACGGAGGCCAAGCUGCUGUGGGCCAACAAGCCGGACAAGCUGCAGCUGGCCAAGGAGGAGAUCGCCGAGUGGGAGGUCAAAGUGACUCAGUAUGAGAGAGACUUUGAGAGAGUUUCUGCAACUGUGCGCAAGGAAGUCGUCCGCUUCGAGAAAGAAAAGACCAAGAAUUUCAAGAGACAGAUAAUCGUGUACCUGGAGUCUCUGCUUCAGUCUCAGCAGCAGCUGAUCAAGUACUGGGAGGCGUUCCUGCCUGAAGCCAAAGCCAUCGCCUAACGGCCGACCCUCUGACCAACAAACAGGCUGCCUUCUUUAUACACUUUACCUCCUUUUGCCUUUAAAGCAAGAAAACAAACGUGUUCGUUGAAAAGGGAGAUACAAUCAACAUGUUUUUUUUUGGGUUUUUUUAAAUACAAUCAUCCUUAACAUAUAGCUCUGUAUUCUAUUGUAUUAAUAACUGUAUAUUUUCAUUUAUCCCUCCACUAUUUUCUUACUAGAGCAAAGAGUUUAAAGAGAUGGAAAGAGGAAAAGUUUAGCCCAGUGAUUUUUCAGUAGCGCCCUCUGCGGGUGAUGAGGAGCUCCUUCCAGUCUGAAGCUGAAGGUGGCAAAGAGUCUCACUCUGCUUCUCGCUUGUAAUAAUGGCUCGAAAAAAAAAAAAAAAAAGGGGGGGAUUAAAUAACUUUUCUGAGCACUUCUAGCCGCUGGAUAAACUUCCUCGAGUUCUAGCCGGUUUAUUUUUCUUCACAGGUUGAAGUAGUGGGGAGGGGAAUGAAACGGGUUACACGUCAUGUUUGUGGGUUCGAUGUUUUCCAGUGGGAUUUAAGUCAUGCAAAACCAUGUGUCUGUGCCUUUUUACUUGGAAAUGAUGCUAGUUUGAGAGAAUUUUGUACACAGAUGUGAGCCGAGCAGAGGCUUUGUUGCACUUAGUUAAAAAAAAAAAUUAAAAAAAGAGAGACGGACCGUGCUGAUGUGUUUUCCUGAAUGGAAACUUGCUGAGUACAUGUGGAACAGGUGAGCAUGUCUGGGCCUGUUUCUCACGUCAAAGUUCAUGAUCGACUCUUUUACCAAACAGCCAAUCGGAUGUGUCAACUAAAAGCUGCCAGGAUGUUUGUUUUUUUUUUUCUCUCUGCUGGUUCUGCUUCUUGCUUUUUCUUUCACACCAAAUGGGUCCCACCUGUCACUGUCAUCAAACUGAAGUUUCUCUGAUGGAAACAUGAUCAAGAUGCAUCUAAAUUUAAAAAUAUAUAUGUAUAUAUAUAUUUUAUUUUUUUUUCCCCCCCAAAUUGUUUUACUUUAAAUUCAGUCAUUUGCUGCUUCAGGUUAAAUUAACACUCAGUCAUAUUUGCAGAAGUAAUUUUUCCAGAAGUUUGAGUCGUGUCUGUUUGCAUCAUCAGAACGUUGAUGGAAAGUUUGUUUGUUUUUCUGGGGGGUUUUUGUGGCAGACUCAUAGAGAAGCAGGGCUUGAAUCAAAGCAGAACGUUGAAUAUUUUUCUGAAUGAAUCACGAGUUAUUUAGCACCACCGUGAAACAGAACGGGCCGUCGUCUUGGGUAAAUUAUUCAACAAGAAUGAAGGAGUGACGAAUCAAGACUGUCUUAAGCUGUACAUCUGAAGCAUUACCUGGAACCCGUCACUGCCUUACGGAGGCAAAUCUUCCACCUGGUUCCUGCUUUAACGUCUCGGUUCCUCACAGCAAAAAAACUGAACUUCAUCACCGUUUUCACACGGAAGAUCUUGUAAUGUCCUGAGAUUUUUUUUUGAUUUUUUUUUUUUUUCUUCUUUAGGCCCAUAACUUUUAAAAAAAAUGUAUUUCUACACCACAUUACUAAAAUUGUCUGUAUGGCCUCUGUCACUAUUGUAAUGUCGGGACAUACACUGUGUCAUACAGUAGAUUCCUUAAAAAAAACAAAUCAAUAAAGGUUGCACUGUUUACUCUUGAAGAUUUCAUAAA